CUUAAACCGGUGCCAACUAUAGUAAUUAGCACUGGUUUGAACCGGUGCCAUUUAAAAAAAAAAACCGGUUUAAGACGCGUCUUCUUCUUCAAUUCAUUUCCUUGCUCUUUCCUCUUCGUUCUCAUCUAAUCUGCCUCUCUCUCUCCUCCGUUGUAGCGUACUCGAAUUUCUCCAUUGAAGGGGCUUCUGAGCUUUCCUAGCACUCCGUCUCUCUCCUUCGAUCUCCUUCUCCAUAACCGUCACUUUCCCUUUCCUUUCUUCUCUCUUUCGAUCUCCUUCUCCUUCUCCUUCUCUCUUUCUACAAUAUUGGAGGUUAGGGUUUCUGGGUGUGUCUACUUGAAUCAAUCCGAUGUGCGUGCGUCUUCAACAACAAGAAAUUCGAAUCAAUUUCGAACCAAAAAUCAGAAAUUCGAGCUCUAGAAAUGAAGUAUUGGGGUGGAAGAAGAAAAGGAGGUGUUUGUUUGGCUUCUUCAUCACAGAAUUCAAGUAAUGAUGUUGCACGAAAAAGGUCCUGCCCUUUUGGUUGAUGUACCAAGGGAUAGCAACAUAACUGGUACCCCUCCUAAAAUUCUGUUUGGUCACCUUCUCGUUUUGUGCCUUUAAAAGUGUGCAAGGUUAACUUAAGAGUUUUCAUUUCUCUGAUGAGCUGGCUACUUGGCAUUAGAAAAAUUUAGGGGAAAAAAAGUUAUUAGAAUAAUGGUUUCACUUGUAUCCCUAAAGUGUUGUCACUGAAUAAUAGACUAACAACACCAUAUAUACCUAUUUUUUUUUUCAUAGCGGAUGUAAUGAAGUCACUACACAUUAUGAUUUUUGAUAUGGGAGUUGUAAUAUUACACCCUAAUAAGCGUAGGCGGUUUGUUCAGGUUGUUUGAAAAUAAUGUGAAGAUAAAGUAUGGAUUUUGAUCUAAAAUAAGGCUAGUCAUAAUGGCCUACAACAUAAUACAAGUAUUAAAGCAAGACAGCAACGGGUAGGAAGCUUUGAUUCUCGCUCAUUGAUCAUCACUCACUAAGAGCUUUAUUUUGAAAUUAUAGCACUCUUCUAGCAAACACAAGCCUAGAAAACACAAGCCUCAUUCUAGCUUAUUACAAACUCUUUCCCUUGUCAAAUUAUUGCCCGUAAGCUCAUCAACAACUCUCUUCCCUACCCUAACCCUUUCCUUUUUGCCUUUUUCGCCUAGUGGACCAACCUUAACAGUGGCUGAAAGUACAAGACGAGCAAUAGUCGAUGUGCAAGAUCCAAGUACCAACUAAGUGUACCCGUUUUGUCUAUUGUGUGUUGCUGCAGGCUGUGUUCUACUGUGAUGCUGAGCUAGUCAGUGUGCGGGGGUUGUUUGACUGUUCCUGUGCCUGCUCAGAGCUUCUGUUUUUUCUGUCCCUGCUGGUUUGCUAUGGUUUGUCUUAUAACUUGAAACUAUCUUAUAAUAUUUCUUACUAUUGUUCAUCUGGCUUUAGGUUAGAGAAUCGCCUCUCAAAGCAUAAUAAGUUUCUGCAUCAUAUGCGAUUUGAACUUAAGGAUCUAGUGCCACCCAUGAUCAUUUCUGGAAAUCAGUUUAUAAUGAUCAGUCAACACCAAGUAGCUGCAAGGGAAUACUUGGAAGCGCAUAAACAAAUGCCAAAUUCCCCGCUGACCAAUCUGUGUGUCGGGACUGCCUUAAUCAAUUUAGCCCUUGGACAUAGACUUCAAAACAAGCAUCAGUGUGUUGCACAAGGCUUAGCUUUCCUUUACAACAAUCUGCGACUUUAUGAAAAUAGCCAGGAAGCCUUAUAUAAUAUAGCUCGUGCAUUCCACCACGCAGGACUUCUCACAUUUCAGGAAGUCUUUUUGGGCUGCUGUUUUUUGUUUUGUUCUCCGUAAUUUUGGCUUUGUGUUAGGUGUUGUCCCGGUCCCUGUUUUAAGUGUAAUGCAAGAAAGGUCGAUCAAAGAUAAUUAUUUAAUUUUUUUUGGACAAAAAUUGUAAUAUUACAGGCUUUAUAGCCU
This is a messenger RNA of Chenopodium quinoa (quinoa), 1978 nucleotides long. RefSeq names its product general transcription factor 3C polypeptide 3-like. Gene Ontology annotation, biological process: transcription by RNA polymerase III. The transcript is spliced from 5 exons. Gene Ontology annotation, cellular component: transcription factor TFIIIC complex. The record is from RefSeq and is a predicted model, not a curated record. The coding region runs from base 1226 to 1855 and encodes 209 amino acids. NCBI's taxonomy places the organism in Eukaryota, Viridiplantae, Streptophyta, Magnoliopsida, Caryophyllales, Amaranthaceae.